Molecule: messenger RNA, 996 nt
Organism: Anopheles coustani
Lineage: Eukaryota; Metazoa; Arthropoda; Insecta; Diptera; Culicidae
Product: mitochondrial import receptor subunit TOM40 homolog
Exons: 4
Coding region: 1-996 (331 amino acids)
Biological process (GO): protein import into mitochondrial matrix
Cellular component (GO): mitochondrial outer membrane; mitochondrial outer membrane translocase complex
Molecular function (GO): transmembrane protein transporter activity
Source: RefSeq, a predicted model, not a curated record
AUGAAGUUUGAAAGCAACGAAGGGACUGCGGGAAAGCAGCGCGGCCCCAGAGUGUCGUGCGUCCCCGGUCUGGACCGUCAAUUCUUUCCGUACGCUUUUACGAACCCUGCUGCCGGCGUUAGACGGGCCGCCCUGAACCCGGGCGAUAUUGCGAAUCUUCACGAGCGCAUCACGCACCUGCGUCCGCUGUGGUUCGAGGGCUUCCAGCUGAACGUGUCGAAGGGGUUCGGCGUGCAUCGCACCGUCGGGGCCAGUUGGACCCUGAGCCACGUGACACCGACCGGUUUCCGGUUCGGUGGCCGCUUCCAGCACCGAUGCGACGACAGCGUUCUGAAAACGCCACUUGUAGCAUUCGACGUCAACCCGAGCAGCCUGUCCUCCAACCUGCAGUUCCUGUACCGGCCGGUCCGUUCACUCUGCCUCGAGCUAGGCCUCCAGCUGCGUCCCAACGAGGCGCCGCACGUCGAGGAGCUUUCGCUGCAACAUACGGGCACGAGCCGGACCUCGACGGUGCGCUGUUGCAUGCCGGGCUCGUUGGACUCGUACCGGCUCAGCGUGGAUCACCUGGUCAGCCUGACCAAUCGGCUCUGCGUCGGGGUGGAAGUGCUGUGCGAGGGACAUGGGGAAGCGCAACGGACGAGUGUUGCAUUUGCUGGAAGAUAUAAUCGGGAAACGUGGACACUGGCUGCCACGGUGUCUCCGUUCGAAGCGUUCGAUUUAAGCUACUGGCAAAAAGCCUCCUCCAGGCUGCAGCUCGGCUCCUCGCUGAUCGUAAACCUGCCCCAACGUCGUGCCCUCGGCAGCAUCUGCUAUCGGUACGAGAAUCCGGGAACGGUAUUACGCGGUUCGUUCGACUCCGACUGGACCGUCGGUUUCACUUACGGCAGGAAGCUUAUGCCGGACGCUUUCAGCCUCUGCCUGAGUUUGUUGUUUUGCAUCCCGAAAAACACGUUUCAGUGUGGAUUUCGGAUUGAUUUGGAUUCUAAUUUGCUCUGA